CGGAGCGCAGAGAUACAGCUGCAUCUUCACAUGCAGUUACAGCAACAAAAAAAGGCUCAAUGAAUAAGAGACAGGCAUAGCACCGAACCUGCCUGCAGCGCAUCUGCACGGCACAACCCUUUGAUGAUUUCUUUCAAAGAAACAUCUGACAGAUGAUUCGCUCUCGCUAUUUUACCCAUCUUACGGCUCAGUAAGAUUUCCACCAUGGUGCUCGGAAAGGUGAAAAACUUCUUCGUCAGCUACGACUGUCUCAAUGACAGCAACGUCCCCGUCUUCGCCAGCGGGGACUUCGUCUCAGGUCGCGUGGUCGUGGAAGUUACCGGAGAAAUCCGCGUGAAAUCCCUGAACGUUCACGCCAAGGGACUGGCGAAAGUUCGCUGGACUGAAUCGCGCAAUGCUGGAUCCAACACUGCCUACACGCAGAAUUUCACUGAAGAAGUGGAGUAUUUAAACCACAGAGACGUCCUUAUUGGACACGAUAGAGAUGAUGACAGCUGCGAUGAGGGCUUCACCGUUCUUCACUCAGGGCGCCACGAGUUUCCCUUCAGCCUCGAACUGCCCCAGACGCCUUUGGCGACAUCCUUUGAAGGCAAACACGGCAGUGUACGGUACUGGGUGAAGGCGGAGCUUCAUAGGCCAUGGCUCCUGCCCAUGAAAACCAAGAAGGAGUUCACUGUCUUUGAGCACAUUGACAUCAACACUCCAUUGUUACUGUCUCCUCAGGCUGGCACAAAGGAUAAAACCCUUUGCUGCUGGUUCUGCACCUCAGGGCCUGUAUCACUAAGUGCCAAAAUCGAGAGGAAGGGCUACACUCCAGGAGAGUCUAUCCAGAUCUUCGCAGAGAUUGAAAACUGCUCUUCCCGUGUGGUCGUGCCAAAGGCAGCCAUCUACCAAACACAGACCUUCUUUGCCAAAGGGAAGGUCAAGGAGAUCAAACAACUCGUAGCUAACCUCCGUGGAGAUCCUCUACCUUCUGGCAAGAGCGAGACUUGGGACGGCAAGAUGCUAAAGAUCCCUCCCAUAUCUCCUUCCAUUCUGGACUGCAGCAUCAUCCAUGUGGAAUAUUCACUCAUGGUGUAUGUGGACAUCCCUCGAGCUGUUAACUUGACCCUGAACCUGCCCUUGGUGAUCGGCACCAUUCCGCUCCACUCCUUUGGCAGUCGCACCUCUUCCGUCAGCAGUCAGUGCAGCAUGGCUAUGAGCUGGUUGGGAUUGCCCGAGAGACCUGAAGCUCCACCAAGCUACUCUGAAAUCGUCACAGAUGAGGAGCGACAGAACAACUUGGAGCUCCCGGCUGUGAGGGAUGAGAUUGAAGGACCGCUUUACGCUUACAUCCAUGAGUUUCGCUUCCAGCCUCCACCUCUGUAUUCUGAGGUUGAUCCCCAUCCCGAGCAGGUGUGCGGCUCCAUGGAAGGGAGACCAGAUACCUGUCCAUCCCGCUGAAGGAGUUGACCACACCUGACCAGUGCUGUCAGGGAUCUCUUAACUCUACAACCUCAACUGGGGUUUGUUCUUCCUUCAUGAGGAGGUACAAGUAGCCAUCUUGGUGCACAGAUGGAUAUCCUCCAGGAAACACUCCCAAUCUGAGUCAAGUCCAGCUCAGCGAUCACUAAAAUCCGCUGAAGAUCUUGAGUGAUUCCCUUCCUCCUCCAUCCUUGGUGAAAAGAGUACACACAAGAUUUGUCGGAGUAAAACUGUGCUCUUGACACCAUGAUGGAUUAAACGCAACACCACUAGGUGUGAGAACUGUGUCCAAACAUCUACAGCCUUGCUUUGGAUGCGGUUCUGCACUUAUUUGAAUGAUCGAUUUGCUGAUCAUUAAGCAACAAAUAACUCUAGCCAUCCUGCAUCCACUCCAAAAAAACAAUGACAGACUUGUCAAUUGUUUGCCAUUUCUGGCUUUACCAUUGGUUUUCUUGAAAAUCCUAGAUGCGGAUACAAGACCUGCUGCAAAGCAUUAUGGAUGGGAUUCUGACAUGCCACGUUGCCUUUCUGCUAGAAAGAAACUGCGAGAGCAUCAAACUGAACAUGGCACUGAUUCAAGUGGCGAAAGAAAAGAGACCAUUGACGGCGAACGAAGAGGACUCUCAUCAAGAUGCAAGACAUUCCUGAAUUAGUCCUCCUGCUCACACCGUUACAAGAUACACAGAGAACUGCACUCCAGAACUCGUUUAGAGCCUCGUACUAUAUGUACAACUAAGAGCUAACUAGACUCUUUCUUUUUUCCUUAUUAUUCUGACUGGCCUGUUGGCUUUUUUUUUUUUUUUUUUUUUCUCAAAAACAGUUAGCACUUUUCAUCAAUUUGCAUUCAAAGUGUAUACCGAAGCUUGGCUAAUAUGAUGCACAAGUUUAACAAACAUAUGCUCUAACGUUUACAUGUGAUUUUAGCUAUGUUUGUUUACAUAAGUGUGCUGUUAACAGACAAACUAGAGUCACUAGCUAUACGUUUGGACUAAUGGAACAAUCUCUGUGGCCUUGGCACAAAAACAAUGUUUGUUUUUAUCACUGUUUAUGGCUGAAUUUGUGCGCUGUACUGACAUUUACCUAUACCUAAAAAAAAGAAAAAGAAAAAAAAAAGGGACUAUGUACUUUUUGUGAACUGUAUGCAUCCAUACCUUGAUGUUUGUGCUUUGGGUCAUGGUGAUUUUUUUUUUUUUUUUUUUCUAUUAUAUUGUUUUAUUUUAGAUACUAUGAGAACAUUCUCAAACAUGCACUUCCAGGGAAUUAAAGAACCCUCAUAAAGACUGAACAUGUAAUGCAUACUGCAUAUAGGAAGCAAUGUUACUCUUCAGUCAGGCUGGUCCAGAGCUAAUUAAACUGGCUUCCAUUGUUUUCCAUUUCAGGGGUUGAUGGGCGAAAUGGGUAUUAAGCUACUCCCAAGUCGAACGGUGCAAUAUCCACUGUGUUUUCAGUGUGUUUCCACAUAGUUUUGUAUUCUUGGCUUGUUUCUAACUUUUGUACCAUUUUGUAGGUUGUCUAUAUGAUGUCACAGCAAAAAAAAAAAGAGGUCUGUUUUUGUUCCAGUCUGUAAAUAAAUAUUCCAUUUAUACAAAAA
Messenger RNA from Puntigrus tetrazona (Sumatra barb), 3055 nucleotides. It is a transcript of the gene arrdc3b, whose product is annotated as arrestin domain containing 3b. Lineage: Eukaryota; Metazoa; Chordata; Actinopteri; Cypriniformes; Cyprinidae. Gene Ontology annotation, biological process: protein transport. The record is from RefSeq and is a predicted model, not a curated record. Gene Ontology annotation, cellular component: cytoplasm. The coding region runs from base 205 to 1443 and encodes 412 amino acids. The transcript has 8 exons.